CGCCGCGCUCCCUCCUCCCGCCGCCGCCGCUCCCGGCCGGGCCCCGCGGUCGGACCAGUGCUCUGGCAUUUCCUGCAGCCGGGCCGCGCCGCCAGCUGAGCCCCGCGCGCCCGGUCCGCCGGCCCCGCGUCGCCGCACGAAGCCUCCCAGUGCCCAGGCCAUGAAGGAGGAGGCCUUUCUCCGCCGCCGCUUCUCACUGUGUCCGCCCUCCUCCACCCCCCAGAAAGUUGACCCCCGGAAACUCAGCCGGAACCUGCUCUUCGGUGGAGAGAAUGAGCUGUACCCCCUCAGCCCAGGGAAGGACAUGGAGCCCAACGGCCCGCUGCCACCGAGGGAUGAAGGGCCCCCGACCCCAGGCUCUGCCACAAAGGGGCCGCCGGCAGAGUACAGACUGUACAAUGGUUCCGACAAGGAAUGUGUGUCCCCAACAGCCAAGGUCACCAAGAAGGAAGCUCUCAAGGCACAGAAGGAGAACUACCGGCAGGAGAAGAAACGAGCCACAAAGCAGCUGUUGAGCGCCCUGACGGACCCCAGCGUGGUCAUCAUGGCCGACAGCCUCAAGAUCCGGGGGACCCUGAAGAGCUGGACCAAACUGUGGUGUGUGCUGAAGCCGGGGGUGCUUCUCAUCUACAAGACGCCCAAGGUGGGCCAGUGGGUGGGCACCGUCCUGCUGCACUGCUGCGAGCUCAUCGAACGGCCCUCCAAGAAGGACGGCUUCUGCUUCAAGCUCUUCCACCCGCUGGACCAGUCCGUCUGGGCUGUGAAGGGCCCCAAGGGCGAGAGUGUGGGCUCCAUCACACAGCCCCUCCCCAGCAGCUAUCUGAUCUUCAGGGCCGCCUCUGAGUCGGACGGCCGCUGCUGGCUGGACGCCCUGGAGCUGGCCCUGCGCUGUUCCAGCCUCCUGCGACUCAGCACGUGCAAGCAGGGCCGUGACGGGGAGCCUGGGUCCUCACCAGAUGCAUCACCCGCCUCGCUCUGUGGGCUGCCCCCCUCGGCCGCCAUCCACGACCAGGACCUAUGCCCGCUGAACGGGUCCUCCCUGGAGAACGACGCUUUCUCGGACAAGUCGGAGCGAGAGAAUGCAGAGGAGUCGGAUAACGAGACACAGGACCACAGCGGGAAGACCAACGAGAGCGGGAGCGCCCAGUCAGAGACCCUGGAGGGCCCUGUGCCGAGGGGCACCACGUACGUGGAGCAGGUCCACGAGGAGUUCGGGGAGCUGGGCCAGGCGUCCCAGGUGGAGACGGUGUCGGAGGAGAACAAGAGCCUGAUGUGGGUCCUGCUGAGGCAGCUGCGGCCUGGCAUGGAUCUGUCCCGCGUGGUGCUGCCCACGUUCGUCCUGGAGCCCCGCUCCUUCCUCGACAAGCUCUCUGACUACUACUUCCACGCCGACCUGCUGUCCAGGGCUGCUCUGGAGGGGGACGCCUACAGGCGUAUCAAGCUGGUGCUGCAGUGGUACCUGUCUGGGUUCUACAAGAAACCCAAGGGGAUCAAGAAGCCCUAUAACCCCAUCCUGGGAGAGACCUUCCGCUGCUGCUGGUUCCACCCCCAGACCAACAGCCACACCUUCUACAUCGCGGAGCAGGUGUCCCACCACCCGCCGGUGUCCGCCUUCCACGUCAGCAACCGGAGGGACGGUUUCUGCAUCAGCGGUAGCAUCACGGCCAAGUCCCGGUUUUACGGGAACUCGCUGUCGGCUCUGCUGGACGGCAAGGCCACGCUCACCUUCCUGAACCGGGCAGAGGACUACACGCUUACUAUGCCCUACGCCCACUGCAAAGGAAUCCUGUACGGUGCCAUGACCAUGGAACUGGGCGGCAGGGUGACCAUCGAGUGUGAGAAGACCAACUUCCAAGCUGAGCUGGAAUUCAAGCUCAAGCCUUUCUUUGGGGGCAGCACCAGCAUCAACCAGAUCUCAGGGAAGAUCACAUCAGGAGAGGAGGUCCUGGCGCUUCUCACGGGACACUGGGACCGAGAAGUGUUCAUCAAAGAGGAUGGCCGGGGAAGCGCGGAGCUCUUCUGGAACCCGAGCAGGGAGGUCCGGGGGCAGAGGCUGAGGAGGCGCACGGUGCUGCUGGCGGAGCAGACGGAGCUGGAGUCCGAGAGGCUCUGGCAGCACGUCACCAGGGCCAUCGGCGAGGGCGACCAGCAUAGGGCCACACAGGAGAAGUUUUCACUGGAGGAGACACAGCGGCAGCGCGCCCGCGAGCGCCAGCAGAACCUUGUGCCCUGGAAGCCACAGCUGUUCCGGCUGGACCCCGCCACCCAAGAGUGGCGCUACCAGCAUGAGGACCGUAGCCCCUGGGACCCUCUGAAGGAUGUCGCCCAAUUUGAGCAAGACGGGGUCUUGCACACCGUGCGGCGGGAGACCAUGGCCCACCAGACCACCUUCCUGGGCAGCCCAGGGCCCAGGCACCAGGGGCCUGGCCCAGACCGGCAGUUCCGCAAGGCCAGCGACCAGCCCUCUGGCCACAGCCAGGUCACCGAGAGCAGCUCCACACCCGAGUCCUGCCCAGAGCUCUCCGAUGAGGAGGAGGAGGAGGAGGAAGAGGAGGACGGUGACUUCAUUCCCGGCAGCGAGAGCCCGUGCCCGCGGUGCGGGAAGGAGGCGCGGCGGCUGCAGGCACUGCACGAGGCCAUCGUGUCCAUCCGGGAGGCCCAGCAGGAGCUGCACAGGCACCUCUCAGCCAUGCUGAGCUCCAAAGGGAGGGCCAGGCAGGUGCUGGCCCCAGGCCUCCUGCAGAGCCCCCGCUCCUGGUUCCUCCUCUGCGUCUUCCUGGCCUGUCAGCUGCUCAUUAAUUACAUCCUCAAAUAAGAGCCCUUUGGGGGCAGUGUGGGCGUGGCCUGCAGAACUCGGCCAGCCCCCUCCUCCCUUCCAGGCACCUAGCACUUUCAGCCAGCCCGGGAGAGGCAGAAAGAGCCAUCAAGCGUGGCCCCGGCGGACAGAGAGGCCCACGGGGGCUGGAGGACAGCAGGAGGCACCUGGAGGGCCACACCGGGUCCUCCAGAGGAGCCGCUGACCUUGCCGGUGGGACCCUCCACCCAAUGCCAGCCUUAACGCUAAAGCCAAAUGCAGCUUUCAUCUUGCCUCUCGCCCCCUGGUCAACAUGCCUGCUCGAUCCUGGUCCAGCGUCCACAUGCCCCGCCUGAGUGACGGAGCCGGGCGUGGACGGACUGCCCAGGCUUUGCACGGUCACCCCCCCCCAGCAGGGAUGAGCUGGGGAGCUUUGGCGGGACAAGCCUGGAGUCCCAGAGGUUCCCACGCCUCCUCCGUCCGGAUGCAGAGGGCCGUCCUUCCUGAGAGCCUGCCUGCGCUGCCCAAGGCGUGCUCAGAGGGGCCUCCCGGGGACUCCC
Molecule: messenger RNA, 3354 nt
Organism: Lutra lutra (Eurasian river otter)
Lineage: Eukaryota; Metazoa; Chordata; Mammalia; Carnivora; Mustelidae
Gene: OSBPL5
Product: oxysterol binding protein like 5
Exons: 22
Coding region: 161-2815 (884 amino acids)
Biological process (GO): phospholipid transport
Cellular component (GO): intracellular membrane-bounded organelle; membrane; cytosol
Molecular function (GO): sterol binding
Source: RefSeq, a predicted model, not a curated record